CUUGGGUCAUAGAAUAUAUGCCCAGUAAAAGCAAAGAAAUAUCCCUACUCAAUGUUGUAAUGCGAUAUAACGUACGAUAGCGAUCGUAUCAAAACAGCACGCUGAUGUGUGAUUCUGUGGAAAGGAUACGCGCGAAAAUUGGCAUUUGCGAAAUUUCAAGACCUCCCACUAAACAUUCGACCUAGAUGCUGUAUACUAACAUUUAAUUACACCAUUAAACCAAGCAAAAUUGGGAUAUAGCAUUAUAUUGCCAACGUCUUCGCGCAUAUCAUUAGGUACCCUUCUUCAAGCAGAGCCGUUGUGGAUUGUAGCUCCUUGGAUUUCAUGAGUAACACUUACAGCAAGUAUGGUGGCUGAUCAGAGUUACGACUACCUUUUCAAAAUCGUCCUCAUUGGAGAUUCUAAUGUAGGAAAGUCUAACCUGCUUGACAGGUUUGUCAAGGGCAAUUUUAAACUAGACUCAAAGAGCACCAUCGGUGUGGAGUUCGCAACUAAAACAGUGACACUGAACAAUGGAAAAAUCGCAAAAGCUCAAAUAUGGGACACUGCAGGGCAAGAACGGUACAGAGCAAUUACUUCUGCAUACUACCGUGGAGCCAUGGGCGCCAUCAUAGUGUAUGACAUUGCUUGUAAAACUAGUUUCACAAAUGUGUCCAAGUGGCUUACGGAAUUGCAUGAUUACGCUGAUUCUAAUAUAACCAUAUGUUUGGUCGGAAACAAGAGUGAUUUAACUCAUUUACGCGAGGUCAACAAGGAGGAUGGUGAGGCAUUUGCACGGGAGAAUGACCUCCUUUUCUUUGAAACUUCCUGCCUUAACAGUGAGAAUGUCGAUGUUGCUUUCAAAGAGCUCCUUAGCAAAAUCGGAGACAAGAACACGAUGUAUGACAACACUGGGUUCUCACUAAACGACGCCCAAGUGCCGAAGAACGCAAUAGUCCUGGGUGCGAAAACUGGGAAGAAAAAGAAAAGCAAAUGCUGCAGAUAAAAAUCACACCAUAACAGCACUUUA
Messenger RNA from Babesia bovis T2Bo, 1009 nucleotides. RefSeq names its product ras-related Rab11A family protein. NCBI's taxonomy places the organism in Eukaryota, Apicomplexa, Aconoidasida, Piroplasmida, Babesiidae. Gene Ontology annotation, molecular function: GTP binding; GTPase activity. Gene Ontology annotation, biological process: exocytosis. The coding region runs from base 347 to 985 and encodes 212 amino acids. Gene Ontology annotation, cellular component: recycling endosome. The record is from RefSeq and is a predicted model, not a curated record. The transcript has 2 exons.